AUGAGCUCGAUGCCAGAAUGAGUACUCAGUAUCGAUACCAAAGUCUGAAAUUUCGAACCCUAUACAUACGUGCCAACAACGGCAAAUUCUGCAGCAACAGCCUGGUGUACUCAAGCUAACGAUUGGCAGCCGACGAUUUAUGGUGGCUCAGCUUCGGAGUACCCAGUGCCUAGCGCUUCAGUGCAAGCGAACAUAGUUACAAACCUCAUCGGCAAACGUAUACGGCCGACACGUACAUUGGGGUGCACAUACAUGUAUUUCACCAUCGCAGUCUAAUACGUGGACAGCGAACAACGACAAUUCUGUACAUAGCGAAGCACAGACGGAAAUUCAAAUAGCAACGGCCAAGGUUUAUAUAUUAAAGGUUGCGCAUUGCGCAGGUCCGUUACUCCUCUCUUGUAAAAUUUGGCAAUCAGCUGUUCAGCUUGCCGACAAGGGCGACAAAACAGCGAAAAUAACAAGCAGCGUGAAAAGUAAAGCAAUUGAAAUACGCAGUUAAAUACGCUAAGCAAAUGAAAUAAAUUUACAUAGAAUAAAAAUUGCAAUGCAGUGUGCGGUGUGGAAUUGUGUAAGCCAACGCAGGGACCCAUCUGAAAAAAGAUCUUUUUUCCGUUUCCCAAAGGAUCCGAAACAGCGAGAGAAAUGGUUGAAGUUUUGCUGGCGAUCUAAAGUUUUUAAACCAAAAACGUUGAGAAUUUGUAUGGACCAUUUUAAAGACGAACAUAUUAGUUUCAACAUUUUUGUUAUAAUACAUACAUAUGUACAUAUUUUCUUUUAAAGGACUACAAACCAGAAGAUGCUUGCGGCCCGGCGCCAUUCCAUGUAUAUACACAACCGCUCAGCAGCAGUUGAAGAGGCUGGAAGAGGAAAAGCAAAAAGCGAUACAUAUUCUAAGUGACUUGCCAACGUGCUCAAAUAUGGGAACAUCUAGUGCAACAGUUACGAAGCCCCAGACAGACGCAGCCGUAGUAGCCGCAACAAACGCAUGCAAAAUAAAAGUAGGUAUGCGACCAUCGAGUGCUCUUUCCAAGCAGCGCACAUCUCACGCAGGCGUAGCAGCCGCAACAAAUGAAUGCAAAAUAGAAGUAGGCAUGCGACCAUCGAGUGCUCUUUCCAAGCAGGGCACAUCGCACGCAGCCGUAGUAGCCACAACAAAUGCAUGCAAAAUAGAAGUAGGUAUGCGACCAUCGAGUGCUCUUUCCAAGCAGGGCACAUCGCACGCAGCCGUAGUAGCCACAACAAAUGCAUGCAAAAUAGAAGUAGGUAUGCGACCAUCGAGUGCUCUUUCCAAGCCGCUCACCCCAGACGCAGCUGUAGUAGCCGCAACCAAAAAAUGCGAGACAGGUACACAGACAUCGCCCACAACAGUUUACAACCCGAUCAUAACAAGCAAUGGUACAGUUGAAGACAAUUUAGCUGAACUUAAAUUAUUGAAAAAUCAGAUACACAAAUUAAAGCGAUUGAAAUUUUUACUUGAGCAGCAGUUGCGACACUCGGAACGAAUGCAUAUUUACGAAAAAGGAAAAGUGCGGGAAAAAUUAGCAAGGGCUGAGUUAGAAAAAGCAAAUAUGGGGGAGAAGCUUUUGGGAAUUUUUACCAAAGGGCAAAUAAAAAAACUUAAAAACGGCAAAAACGCCAAAUUUGGUCAGAAAAUGAUAUAGCAAACUCUGUAUUCAGCAAGUGCAAAGGGUUAUAUCCUCCUUCAAAAAAAGCAAUUUCCACUACCUGCUAUUCGAACCCUUCAACAUUGGGCAACCAAAAUUAAUAUUUCUAAGGGUAUAAUACAACCAGUUAUUAAAAUCUUAGCGGCAACGAAAGAGAUGACUGAUGAGCAAAAGAUUUGUGUGCUAAGCCUAGACGAAAUGAAAAUUCGUAAGGCAUACUGUUAUGACAAAUCGACUGACACAACGCUAAGCCCUGUGAAUUAUGUACAAGUUGGAAAAUGUUUGUGAAAAUUUUAACUUCGACUUUUAACCAUCUUAAUUUUAAUGUCAAUUUACAAAUGACUAAUAUCAAAAUGGAAACAACCUAUCUAUUACAAUUUUGAUUGCCAACUAUCUGUGGAAAUUGUAGAAGACAUUUUAAAGUCAGUAAAAACGUGUGGUUUUACUGUUGCUGCUUUGGUCACCGAUUUGGGUGGUGGUAACCGGUCAUUUUAUAACAAGCAUCAAGUCGACCAUGAUAGGCCAUGGUUCUUGUUCGAAGGCGAAAAAGUAUUUGUCUUCGCCGAUGUGCCUCACUUGAUUAAGUUGCUACGAAAUCACUUUUUGGACCAUGGCUAUAUAAUUGACGGAAAGCAUGUGCAAAAAGAUAUCAUUGCUGAUCUACUAUCUUGCACUUCAACGGAUUUACGAAUCACGCACAAGAUAAGCAGCAGCAAUUUACAAGUAGGUGGUUGUGAGCGACAAAAUGUGAAAAUGGCGACGAAGCUAUUUUCCCACACGAUUGCUCAGGCAAUAACAAGAGCUGGGAGCAUGGGGUUCUUGAACGGGAGAAAUUGGCGGGAAUGUCACAAACUUUUCAAAACUGUCAACGAUUGGUUCGAUGUGAUGAACACGCGCGUCCCAUAUGCAGAUUCCAGAGAACGAGUGCAUGCAUAUGGCCUUGCUCUCCAAGUACAAAAUAAAAUUAUAGACGAAAUGAGUGAGUUGGUAGCAAAUAUGAGAGCGACAAAUAGGAUGGCAUUGCUCCCAUUUCAAAAAGGCAU
Messenger RNA from Rhagoletis zephyria (snowberry fruit fly), 2707 nucleotides. RefSeq lists its product as uncharacterized. The record is from RefSeq and is a predicted model, not a curated record. Lineage: Eukaryota; Metazoa; Arthropoda; Insecta; Diptera; Tephritidae.